Stylophora pistillata is the source of this 636-nucleotide messenger RNA. RefSeq lists its product as uncharacterized. NCBI's taxonomy places the organism in Eukaryota, Metazoa, Cnidaria, Anthozoa, Scleractinia, Pocilloporidae. The record is from RefSeq and is a predicted model, not a curated record.
AUGCGCGAGUUAGAAUCCAUUACUACGCAUGAUUCACCUAUACGUAAAGAACGUAGUGCUAGUAACGUAGCCGGCCACGUGUUGGAGCAAAAUCGCAAACUAAUUCCUGGUAUGUCCGGAGUUCACUACGUUCCCGAUCGGCUCCGUCGAGCUCAUAAAUCUGCCAGCCCAGAAAAGCUUUAUCAAAUGCAUCAGGUUGAAAUGAAAGAAAGUUAUGGCGAAAAAAGAGUGAAGAGGGACCAAGGUCUUCAAGAAAAUUACCUUUUGUACGCCAUCAGCAAAAAUUCCUUCACAGAAAUUCACAAAAUCAAUCUGGAAGAUAACAGCAAUACCACGCUGAUAUCUCAUACACAGUUUGGAGAAUUUGCAGGUUUAGAUUACAAUUACAAACAAAACCGUUUGUACUGGGCAGAUUCCGUUACCAUUUACCGCUCAUCUCUAACAGGAUCUGGUGUUGAAAUUGUUCACAAUAACUUGCCAGCGGUAAAAGGGAUCGCUGUAGACUGGCUCGGGGAUAAUAUAUUUUGGACGGAUGCAUCCGGCAUAAAAGUUUCAAGAACUGAUGGUCGCUUUAUCAAAACGCUCAUCAGUCAUCCAGACUACACAGGGAUUGUUUUGGAUCCUGAAAGAGGGUAA